Messenger RNA from Zingiber officinale, 1604 nucleotides. Its product is annotated as serine/threonine-protein kinase RIPK-like. Gene Ontology annotation, molecular function: ATP binding; protein kinase activity. Lineage: Eukaryota; Viridiplantae; Streptophyta; Magnoliopsida; Zingiberales; Zingiberaceae. The coding region runs from base 100 to 1497 and encodes 465 amino acids. The record is from RefSeq and is a predicted model, not a curated record. The transcript has 4 exons. Gene Ontology annotation, biological process: protein phosphorylation.
GAUUUCGUAGAACACUUGGCGUCCUCUUUUAAGGCCUCCUCCGCCUUCAUCUCGAUCCCAACUUCUUCUUCACCUGCAAUUUUGAUCAAAUCUUCGAAAAUGGCGAAGAUUUCGUGGAGGUCUCUGCUCCCCAGCUGCUCCCGCAAUGGCGCGGAGGAGAAGCAGCAGAAGAAGAACAGGUCCGUCCCCCAGCCGAUAUCCUUCCCGCGGCUGGCCUGGUCCGACCUCAGCAGCUCCGGCGGCGUCCUCUCGCCGGAGGACCUCUCUACGUCCCUCCCGGGGUCCAACCUGCACAUCUUCACGCUGGGAGAGCUGCGCGCGGCCACGCAGGGGUUCUCGGCCGUCAACUUCCUCGGCGCAGGCGGCUUUGGGCCCGUGUUCAAGGGCUUCCUCGAUGACCGGGCGCAGACAGUGGCCGUGAAGCUCCUCGACUUGGACGGUGCGCAGGGGCACAAGGAAUGGCUGGCUGAAGUGAUCUUUCUCGGGCAGUUGAGGCACGAGCGUCUGGUGAAGCUGAUCGGAUACUGCUUCGAGGACAACCAGAGACUGCUGGUGUACGAGUUCAUGGCCAAAGGCAGCUUGGAGAACCACCUGUUCCAGAGUUAUAGCGCGGCCUUGCCAUGGUCAACGAGGUUAAAGAUCGCCAUCGGAGCAGCUCAGGGUUUGACCUUUCUCCAUGACAUCGAGAAGCCAGUAAUCUACAGGGACUUCAAAACCUCAAAUAUUCUAUUGGACUCGGUAAGAAUAUAUAAACUUAUCGAUCACGAGGAAAGUUGUUACCUUAAGGAAUUAGUCAACGUUUGCAACUUAAUUAAGGAUUACAACGCAAAGCUGUCAGACUUUGGACUGGCGAAGGAUGGACCUGAAGGAGACGAGAGCCAUGUCUCGACCAGAGUGAUGGGCACUGAAGGAUACGCUGCACCGGAAUACAUUAUGACCGGCCACCUUACGGCGAUGAGCGACGUGUACUGCUUCGGGGUGGUGCUGCUGGAGCUGCUGGCAGGUCGGCGAUCGAUCGACAAGAGCCGGCCGCUGAAGGAGCGCAACCUGGUGGAGUGGGCGAGGCCUUACUUGAGCAACGCGAGUCGACUGCACAGGAUCAUGGACGCGAGACUCGACGGGCAGUACUCGCUGCGAGGUGCAGAAAAGGUGGCCUCGGUGGCGCACCAAUGCCUGAGCCGGCGACCGAAGUCUAGGCCGGCCAUGUCCGCCGUCGUCAAGAUGCUGGAGCCUCUCUUGGACUUGGACAGCACGGCGGCAGUGGCGCCGUUUGUGUACGUUGUGCCGACGGAUGGCACGACGGAUGAGAAGGACGACGACUGCGAGAAGGAAUUGGCAAAAAAUGAAGCCGAAAAGGAUGAGCUGCAACAUCGCCACCGUCGUCGCCACCAACACCAUCCUCGCCGCCACCGCCGCCGCCGCCACCACGACAACGAUCAUAUGCACGAGGUGAACUCCCCGAGAGCAGGGGAUCUGCAUGAACAAGGUGGUUCAUGAAUUGAGCAUGCUAAAUCCUUUGAUGUCUACAUGUGUUUAGAUCAUUUUUUUGAUAUAUGAACACGACACAUACAUUCAUAUUCAGAUAUUCUUGUGAAUAAAAAUGG